AUGGACCAACUCUGGCGAGGUUACUACCCAUACCCGCAUCCCGGUCUCGCCGGCGUUCCCACACAUUCGCACGCGGUUUUCCCAAUCGACAACAGUCAUACCGGUGUAAAUCAGCUCGGCGGCGUGUUCGUCAAUGGUCGCCCACUACCCGAUCAUAUUCGAUCGCGAAUCGUCGACAUGGCUCAUCAGGGAGUCCGACCAUGCGAUAUUUCGAGGCAGCUAAGAGUCAGCCAUGGGUGUGUUUCGAAGAUUCUCGGCCGCUACUACGAGACGGGAUCGGUGCGACCCGGUGUCAUCGGCGGAUCGAAACCAAAAGUGGCGACGCCGAGAGUCGUCGGAUGCAUUGCCGCUUAUAAGCGAGCGAAUCCCACAAUGUUCGCAUGGGAGAUUAGGGAGAAGCUUCUACAGGAUCGUGUCUGCGAUCCGGACAAUGUCCCAUCGGUUUCCUCGAUUAAUAGGAUCGUCAGGAAUAAGGCUUUCAUGGCUCAAACGGGGACUGGAAGUGGCGGACCAAUGAAAUCAUCAUCAAAUCCGCAGAACUCUAGCAUGCAGGCCUCGUCUGCUCAAGGAUUCGCCGCCAACACUCCCUACUCGAUCAACGACCUUCUCGGCUUCGAAGCCAAACUCCAAAAAGAAUGGUCCCAUAUGCCGGGAGCCUCAUCCUCAUCGAGCUCGAGCUCAACACCGUCCGAAGACAAAAUGCCGUCACACGUGACGUCCGCCGACAUGUCGCUGGUUUAUCCAGCGAAUCCCGAUGAUUGGAUAAUGCGGACGCCGCUCGGCAUUCUGCCGCAACCCUACACCGGCCAACUGUGA
Messenger RNA from Caenorhabditis bovis, 816 nucleotides. NCBI's taxonomy places the organism in Eukaryota, Metazoa, Nematoda, Chromadorea, Rhabditida, Rhabditidae. The record is from the annotation of a GenBank genome assembly.